CCAGGGUUACCGACUCCCAGAGGGCUCUCGUACAAGUGGGGAUUUCUCUCAUAGAGCUUCCCUCUUCUGCACUCCUUAUGAGUGCUGUGCUGUUUCAAGGUAUUCUGCUGUCUUUGUGAGGGGAUCAGAACUUCCCUAGAAUGAGAUGGAUCCCAAGAGAGAGACACCCAAGAAAAACAACACAGAGCAUCUAAUUGCUGAUAGGCGAGAAGGAAUUGGUGUCUGUGGCUGGAUCCUGGUUUCAAUUUCUUUCCUGCUGGUGCUUAUUACUUUUCCUUUUUCCAUCUGGGCAUGUAUCAAGGUUGUCAGAGAAUAUGAACGUGCUGUUGUAUUUCGGCUGGGACGUAUACUGCCUAAGAAAGCAAAGGGACCAGGUUUGAUCCUCAUACUUCCGUGUACAGAUACGUUUAUCAGGGUUGAUCUUAGAACUGUUACCUGUAACAUUCCUCCACAAGAGAUUCUGACAAAAGAUGCCGUUACCACCCAAGUGGAUGGGGUGGUGUACUACAGGAUCCACAGCGCGGUCAGCGCCGUCGCCAACGUCACCGAUGUCCAUUCAGCCACCUUCCUCCUGGCACAGACGACCCUGAGGAAUGUGCUGGGUACAAAGAGCUUGGCUCAGCUCCUGGCUGGUCGAGAAGAGAUUGCUCAUGGUAUCCAGGACAUCCUCGACAGUGCCACGGAGCAGUGGGGAAUCAAAGUGGCUCGUGUGGAGAUCAAAGACAUCAGGAUUCCCGUGGCCAUGCAGAGGACGAUGGCAGCUGAAGCAGAAGCUGCACAAGAGGCAAGAGCAAAGGUUGUGGCAGCGGAGGGAGAGAAAAAAGCUUCUAAAGCCCUCAAGCAAGCCUCCGUGGUGCUAUCUGAGUCCCCAGCAGGUCUGCAGCUGCGCUACCUGCAAACUUUAACAACGUUGGCAGCAGAGAACAAUUCCACCAUCGUCUUCCCUCUCCCCAUUAAUAUGUUUGACAUUGUGGGACAGAAAAAUAGAGGGGGAUAGAAACUGUUCUUUGCUACCUGCUUGGGCUCAGAGAUUUAAAGGGUUUCUCAGAAAGCAAAGGGUUCCAGAUUACCAAAGCUAGAGUAGGAAUAGUUUAAUAACCACACAUAGUUCCCACAUUAGGAGACCGCAUUUGAGCACUGAAUGUUGCAAAAUUCAGGCACCGAGCAGUUUCAUCUUAGAUUCAUCUCCAGGUGAAAUGGAAGAAAAUAUGUAAAAUUCGUGUGAGACCUAAUAAGAAAUUUUAAUGAUGCUUUCACCGUGUAUUGCAAGUGCUUGGGCAUAGCAAUUAUUUGGUGAUCUGUCUGCUAAUUAAGAACCUAUGGGCUGCUGACGAGGUUACAAAAACUGCUCCACACAGCAGAAGGGUAGGAUACUGGUGUAGAACUCAAGUUCUCUGGAGUGGAAAGACGGAUUUGGCCCUACCUUAGCAUUCUUAGUAUUCCUUCAUACCUAUCAACAGAAUUACUGGAUCAUUGGUAUGUCAGUGGAAUAGCCUAUUCUCUAUCUUAUGGGAGUAAAAAUUAGCAGUUGCUUUACCGACCUAAACGGGAUUUUGCCGUAUCACUGACAUUUGUCUAAGCUUUGUAAUGGGAAGAGAAUAUAUGUCCAUGUAUUGCA
Oxyura jamaicensis (ruddy duck) is the source of this 1618-nucleotide messenger RNA. RefSeq names its product stomatin like 3 (gene STOML3). The transcript has 7 exons. The record is from RefSeq and is a predicted model, not a curated record. Lineage: Eukaryota; Metazoa; Chordata; Aves; Anseriformes; Anatidae. Gene Ontology annotation, cellular component: plasma membrane. The coding region runs from base 146 to 997 and encodes 283 amino acids.